Lizanozyma spartinae is the source of this 1911-nucleotide messenger RNA. RefSeq names its product fumarate reductase (gene OSM2). NCBI's taxonomy places the organism in Eukaryota, Fungi, Ascomycota, Pichiomycetes, Serinales, Debaryomycetaceae. The coding region runs from base 1 to 1911 and encodes 636 amino acids. The record is from RefSeq and is a predicted model, not a curated record. The transcript has a single exon. Gene Ontology annotation, molecular function: heme binding; oxidoreductase activity; FMN binding.
AUGGUUUCCAACCCUAUUGUUGUAGUAGGUGGUGGUUUGGCUGGACUUUCAGCUAGUCACCAAAUCUACCAAAGAGGAGGUAACGUCAUUCUUAUAGAUAAACAAGGAUUUCUCAGUGGAAAUAGUGGUAAAGCUACCAGUGGUAUCAAUGGAGCUCUCACCAGAGAACAAGUUGCUCUGGGUAUUGUCACUGAUUCAGAAGACAAGUUCCUUCAAGAUACGUUGAAAAGUGGUAAAGGAGGAGCCGAUGUCAAUUUAGCCAAAAUAUUAACCUAUGAUUCACGGGAUGCUAUCAAUUGGUUGACUGAACUGUUUGGUUUGGAUCUCAGCGUCAUAAGUCGUUUGGGUGGUCAUAGUGAACCACGGACUCAUCGAGGGAAUGAUGCCAAGUUUCCUGGAAUGGCUAUUACAUAUAGAUUACUUGAAACAUUGGAGGCCUUGAGUGCCGAGGAGCCUGACAGAGUGCAAAUAUUGAAGAACUGCCAAGUUAUAGAUUUAAUCAGAGAAAAUGGUGAUGGUAAAGUUAAAGGUGUGAAAUACAAAGAUACCAAAACAAAGGAGAAGUUUGAAAUUGGUAAUGCUGGUGCCGUGAUUUUAUGCACUGGUGGAUAUGCUGCAGAUUUCACACCCAACUCACUUUUAAAAAAGUUCCGAUCUGAUUUGCUUGGAUUGCCAACUACAAAUGGUGUACAUGCAACGGGAGAUGGUAUAAAAAUAGUACUUAAGAAUAAAGGUAGUUGUAUUGAUUUGGAUAAAGUUCAAGUUCAUCCAACUGGAUUGAUCGAUCUUCUGGAUAAAGAUGCUAUAGCAGGUACUAAGCUACCUCCAUAUAUGUUUCUUGGAGCCGAGGCAUUACGUGGAGAAGGAGGGAUUAUAAUCAACAACCAGGGUGAACGAUUCGUAGACGAAUUGGGUACAAGAGAUCACGUAAGUGGAGAAAUCAAAAAGCAAUUGGAAAAGGGGAAUGGUCCUAUUCGUUUGAUAUUGAAUGCUCCCUUUGCAGAAGAGAAACUUCCUUUCCAUGUCAAGCACUAUACUUUGAAGAAUUUAAUGAAGAAGUGUAAGUUUCAGGAUGUGGUAGCAGAAUUGGCUAACAAGUCCAAAAUAAACACGACAAUUAAACAUUAUAACUCAUUUGUCUCAGAUGAGUCAAAGAGACCAGAUGAAUUUGGUAAGCGAUUCUUUGCUUCCAGAAUUGAAGAGUCAGGUGAAGUUUACGUAUCAUUUAUUCACCAUGUAUUGCACUUCACCAUGGGUGGUAUUAAAAUUGAUAUACACGGUCGUGUUCUUCAAGGUGAUGGCUCCAGUCCCAUUGAAGGGCUCUAUGCUGCAGGGGAAGUUGCAGGUGGUGUUCAUGGUCACAAUCGUUUAGGAGGUAGUUCCUUAUUAGCUUGUGUUGUUUUCGGUCGUUUGACAGGUAGUGAAGCAUCCAAAUACCAAUUUGAGAACUAUAACAAGUCAAUCGGAAGACUCCAAAUGUUGAAGGUUCAUUUGGAUCCAAACAGAAAGCAGUUUAGGGUUGAAUUUGCAGACGAUGAAGAUAAUGAUGGAUCUUUCUCAACUAACAUGUCAUCCAAGCAAAGUAAUAAGAAACAGGACACAUUAGAACCCAAAAAAGGCUCGAAACCCUAUACGCAAUUCAAACUACCUGAAACCGAAUUUACUGAAGAAGAAGUUGCGAAACAUAACCGAGAAGAUGAUUGCUGGUGUAUCAUUAAAAACGUUGUUAUAGAUUUGACAUCGUUCCUUGAUGAGCAUCCAGGAGGUAAGAAAUCCAUCUUACAAUACGCGGGGAAGGACGCUACUGAACUGUUUGAAAUGUUUCACCAGGAUAACUUCAUCGAACUUUAUGUGCGCGAGAACGUUUUGGGUAGAGUAAAGGGUAAAUCACCUUAUCUUGAGUUUAAAUAG